AUGGCCGCUCGCCGCAAACACACCUACACCUCCGUCUCAGAAACGAACGGCUCCGCGCCUAUAACCGCUGGCAUGCCCGGGGGCACUAUCAAGCCUGCCACCUCCAGCGCGCGCCGCUCGCCUUUCCUCCCGACCCGCCUCGAAGCGCUUCUCAUCUCCAUCUACCCCGCGACUCUGCUCAUGGGCAGCAUAAUCAGCACCAUCUCGCCAGCGUCUCGCGCCGCUCCUUACUCCGCUGAUUCACAGUCGCAUCCGCCUGAAUUCGCGCCCAGCUACUUCGCGCUGAAGAAGAACGUCUUCAACGUCUACUUUGUGAAGAUUGGCUGGUUCUGGGCCACCCUCGCAUUCGCAAUGUUCGUGCUCAUGCAUCCCGGUUUCGGGCGAGGACUGUCUGCGAGGAGAGCCAGAGCGGUGUUGCGAUAUACAGUCGUGACGACGUGGUGGGUGCUCGUCACGCAGUGGUGUUUCGGCCCGCCGCUGAUCGACCGCGGAUUCAAACUCACGGGCGGCGCGUGCGAGCUGGCGAGAGACCCGCUCGCGAGAGCUGAGAUGAGCGACACCAAGGAGUUCAUCACUGCUGCAACGUGCAAGGCUGUCGGUGGCAGCUGGAAGGGCGGACACGAUAUCUCGGGCCACGUUUUCUUGCUUAUCAUGGGAUCGAGUCUGCUCUGGCUGGAAUUUCUACCUGCCUUGACGCGCGUUGAGGGGCUAAGGGAUGGCCGUCUCAUCACACUCCCCGACGGCAAGGUUGCAAGUGUGUCUGUGGAGAAGGAGGUCCAGAAGCCUGAAGGCGAGGCAACGGCUAGGGGUGUCAAGUUCGCGCUGGGCGUUGCGGCGCUGAUGUGGUGGAUGUUGUUGAUGACUGCGGCGUACUUCCACACCUGGUUUGAGAAGUUCACAGGCUUGGCUGUUGCCUUUGCUGGACUGUACACGGUGUAUUUUGCACCAAGAGGCGUGCCGGCUAUGAGGGCUUACUUGGGUAUGCCUGGUGUGUAA
Messenger RNA from Ascochyta rabiei, 996 nucleotides. Its product is annotated as ATP adenylyltransferase. Gene Ontology annotation, cellular component: endoplasmic reticulum membrane. The transcript has a single exon. Gene Ontology annotation, biological process: lipid storage; lipid droplet organization; phospholipid biosynthetic process. Bases 1 to 996 code for a protein of 331 amino acids. The record is from RefSeq and is a predicted model, not a curated record. NCBI's taxonomy places the organism in Eukaryota, Fungi, Ascomycota, Dothideomycetes, Pleosporales, Didymellaceae.